Molecule: messenger RNA, 903 nt
Organism: Salvia miltiorrhiza (redroot sage)
Lineage: Eukaryota; Viridiplantae; Streptophyta; Magnoliopsida; Lamiales; Lamiaceae
Product: protein CURVATURE THYLAKOID 1A, chloroplastic-like
Exons: 3
Coding region: 113-652 (179 amino acids)
Cellular component (GO): chloroplast thylakoid membrane; thylakoid
Source: RefSeq, a predicted model, not a curated record
CUAAAAAAAUUUAUAAUCUUUGGAGAUAAAGAAAGAGAGGCUUAGCAGCAAAAGCUACAUUUUUUGUUUCUUCGAUUUGCAGAAAUCACAUUUCCUUGGGCUUCAGCCAAAAAUGGCAGCGGCAGCUUCCACUUCCAUGGCGGCCACCGCCGUCUUGCUCCACCGCCUCCCCGCCGCCAGACCCGCCGCCGUCUUCUGCCCCUUGCCCCAACGCCCUACCCUUUCCGCCACUCCCUUCAAGCUGCUCAAAGAGUCGAGGAGGUCCUCCCAGCUCCUUGUCAAGGCCACUUCGUCAGAGGAGAGCUCUCUCGACACCACUGAAUUGUUCAACGACCUCAAAGGAAAGUGGGAUGCUGUUGAAAACAAAACUACUGUGAUUCUUUAUGGUGGUGCCUCAAUUGUUGCAAUUUGGCUAGCUUCCACAGUUGUUGGUGCAGUCAACUCUGUUCCAUUGGUAGGUUUUUCUUCAUGCUCAAGUCUUAAGCCGUCUGUGUUUCUUUUUGUCGAUAUAGCUAAUGAAUACUCGUCGUCAUCAGCUUCCCAAGAUCAUGGAGUUGGUCGGGCUUGGAUACACCGGCUGGUUUGUGUACCGUUACCUGCUCUUCAAGGUACGCCCCCAAAACGAAGCAUACUUAUUUGUAUUCUCUGGUAAAUGUUGUGACUUAUAUUUAAUGUGUUUCAUUCUUGCAGUCAAGUAGAAAGGAACUGGCAACAGAGAUAGAAACACUAAAAAAGAAGCUUGCUGGAACUGAAUAGAUGCUUGCAGCUUUGUUACAUUCAUCUUAAUACACAAAUAUUUAUUAUAUAUGCUGUAUAAGAGAGAUCUGGUGUUGUAAUUUAGAGUAGGACAUAUGUAUGCAUUUUUCCCUUCAUCAUAUUCAAAUAAAUGCCUUCCUUUUUUCA